AUGCCAGGUAAAAACACUCAAAUACCCCAGGCGAGUAGAAGACUAUCUUCAGAAUCUCGCACUGAUGUUAAAUCAGUCUGUCCCAUGGAUUCUGGGGGGGACAAUUAUUUGGCGAAGAAACCUAAGAAAAAUAAAAGUAAUAAAAUUUUGUACAUAUCAACAUACAAUGUACUGUCAUUGCUGUCGGAAGAACGAUUAACUGAACUUGAGUGCGAACUAGAGAAUAUCAAGUGGGAUAUCGUGGGUCUCAGCGAGGUUAGAAGGCGCGGAGAACAACUCAUUACUUUAAAAUCUGGCCACAGUUUCUAUUACGUAGGAGAUGACAAUAGCUCAGUAGGAGGAACUGGUUUUCUGAUACAUAAACGUCACAGAACAAGCAUUUUGUCUCUGAAGAAAUUCUCCACAAGAGUAAUAUGCCUUGUCCUUAAACUUAACACAAGAUAUAAUAUAAAAAUUAUACAAGUUUACGCGCCUACCUCGGAUCAUACUGACGAAGAAGUAGAUUUGUUUUACGACGACAUCAAAAAUGCUCUUAGCGAUCAGCAGGCACAUUAUAGUAUUCUAUGUGGUGAUUUCAAUGCCAAGAUGGGAACGAGGUCGGAUGUUGCUGAGUUCUCACUGGGAAACUAUGGACUGGAGGGAAGAAAUGAUAGAGGUGAAACAUUGCUUGGUUUCCUGCUGCAGAACAACUUAUUCCAAAUGAAUAGCUUCUUUCCUAAGAGACCAAAUAGGAGAUGGACAUGGAGGAGUCCGGAUGGACGAACAAAAAAUGAAAUAGAUUUCAUAAUCACCAACAGAAGUCACAUAGUUAAAGACGUGUCAGUAUUGAACAAGGUAUCCACCGGAAGUGACCACAGGAUUGUAAGAGCUAAAUUAAUGAUUGACGUCGGUAAAGAACGGCAUAGGCUGAUCAAGAAGACUAACAGCGACAGACCAUGGAGGAGCCCACCGGACACGGUCUGCUUCCAGCAAUACAUCUCAAAUAGGCUGGAUGACACCAAACCAGAAGAGGAUAUCAAUGUCCUGAACGAGACCAUCACUACUGCCCUGAUAGAGAGUCAAAAUAUAUACUGCCCAAGAACCAAGAAAGAAUCGAAAUUAAGCGAAGCCACUAUGCGGAAAAUGAAAGAAAGAAGAGACAUGAAAAGUGAAGAAAUGACUACUGCUGAAGAACUAAGACAGAUUAACAGAGAGGUAUCAAAAGCUAUCAGACGUGACAUUAGAGCGUAUAACCAAGAUAAGAUCGAAAAAACAAUAGAAAGCAACAAAAGCAUGAAGGUCUUACGUAGAGGAUUGGAAGCUGGAAAAAAGCAAAUGACGAAGGCAAAGGACAAAAACGGGCAUAUUACAACAAACAGAGAGGAUAUUUUGAGGAUAGUUGAGGACUUUUACCACCUACUAUAUAAAAGCCAGAAUGAAGUUAACUCAGACUCGAGAACAGAAUUAGAGCUCCUGACGAGUAAAGAAGGCAUCGUUAAUCAAGGAUCAGAAGAAAUGCCUGAUAUUACUCUCGACGAAAUAAAGCUGGCUCUGAGGAAAACAAAAAACAACAAAGCCCCUGGAGAGGACUGUGUGGUUGCCGAUGCAGUUAAGAUAGGUGGUCACUGUCUACUCAGGAAAAUAGCAAGGCUUUUUAAUCUCUGUCUCUUUAACAGCACCAUACCAGAAAAGUGGUACAACGCCAUCGUGAUCUUGAUUCACAAGAAAGGAGAUUCAGCGGAACUGGAGAACUACCGACCAAUAAGCUUACUUAGCCAUCUUUAUAAACUCUUCUCGAGAAUUAUAACUAAACGCUUAGAGAACAAAUUAGAUUUUUAUCAACCCAUAGAACAGGCUGGGUUCCGCAGAGGUUUUGGAACCAAUGACCAUCUUCAGAGCAUCAAAACUGUGAUCGAGAAGUCCAUAGAAUAUAAUAGGCCGCUAGUCAUUGCCUUUGUGGACUUCCACAAGGCCUUUGAUACUGUUGAGUUGAGUGCAGUCUUGGACUCCUUACAAAAGUGCAGGGUGGACUAUCGUUAUACAAAACUAAUAUAUAAUAUAUAUAAAAAUGCUACCAUGAUGGUUAGAUUGCACGAAAACACCAACCUCAUAAGAAUCGGUAGAGGUGUACGACAGGGGGAUACUAUGUCACCCAAAUUAUUUAUCACUGUUUUGGAGAGCGCCUUCAAAAUGCUUGAAUGGAGCGGAAAGGGUUUAAAUAUAGAUGGCUUGAACUUAACAGAUCUGCGCUUCGCGGAUGAUAUAGCUCUGUUCGCUGACAACCUACAAGAUAUCAGGAAAAUGUUGGAAGAUCUUCAGGAAGUAUGUGUUCAGGUCGGGCUCAAAAUUAAUAUCUCCAAGACAAAAUUCAUGACGAAUCUGGUCCCUAGUGCAAAUAUUGCCAUUGGUGACCAUGAUGUGAAUUUGGUGGAUAGAUACAUAUAUCUGGGUCAUGAAAUACGAAUCUCGAGAGACAACCAAACAUGCGAGUUGAAGAGAAGAAUAACGCUUUCUUGGGCUGCGUAUGGCAGACUUGGGGGUGUGUUUAAGAGUAACCUCCCGGUUUGUCUGAAGCGAAGGGUAUUUGAUCAGUGCAUUUUGCCGGUUAUGACCUACGGCGCCGAAACCUUAACUCUAACCGUCACAUCUGCUAAGAAGCUCAGAGUUGCGCAACGUAAGAUGGAAAGAUCGAUGCUCGGUGUGUCACUUCGUGACCACGUUAAAAAUGAGGACUUACGGGUGAGAACAGGAGUCACAGAUGUUAUUUACCAGAUAGCUAGGCUCAAGUGGAACUGGGCUGGGCAUGUAGCACGGAUGGUAGAUGGACGAUGGACAAAGAGGCUGCUCGAGUGGAGACCAAGAGCCGACAAAAGAAGCAGGGGAAGACCUCCCACGCGAUGGACUGACGACAUCAAGAGGAUGACCACAGACUGGAUGCGGAGUGCUCAGAAUAGAGGACAGUGGGCAGAAAUGAGGGAGGCCUAUAUCCAGCAGUGGAUGCAAAGGGCUGAUUGA
Messenger RNA from Harmonia axyridis, 2994 nucleotides. RefSeq lists its product as uncharacterized. NCBI's taxonomy places the organism in Eukaryota, Metazoa, Arthropoda, Insecta, Coleoptera, Coccinellidae. Gene Ontology annotation, molecular function: catalytic activity. Bases 1 to 2994 code for a protein of 997 amino acids. The record is from RefSeq and is a predicted model, not a curated record. The transcript has a single exon.